UCAGAAACUAAGUCACCAAAUAGUGUUACACGAGAAAACGUCUUGCAUUGGUGUUAUACUGUUCGUAUUUUUCCGACUACCUCAAUGUCAGAAAAUACAAACAUGGAACAACUGAGUAUACCUGAGUUUUAUAAGGGCCGUUCCGUCUUUAUCACCGGUGCGACGGGUUUUAUGGGUAAAGUGCUAGUAGAGAAGCUUUUACGAUCCUGUCCCGGAAUUGAGCGUAUUUACCUUUUAAUGCGACCGUCCAAGGGCCAGAGUGUCGAAUGUCGUUUGCAGGAUCUGAUCAACAACCAGAUAUUCGAUACGGUCAGGAAACAGCAGUUGAAUGUUAUGUCAAAACUUACGGCUACGGCGGGCGACGUGACGCUUCCUGGAUUAGGUCUAUCGGUCUCUGAUAUGCAUCUCUUAAUUGAAAACGUUUCUAUUGUAUUCAAUUCUGCGGCAACUAUCAAAUUCAAUGAAGAGCUCAAGGACGCCAUCGAGAUGAAUGUGAAAGGACCUAUGCAACUAUUGAACAUUUGCCGUCAAAUGAAGCGUCUCGAGGCUUUCGUUCACGUAUCAACGGCUUUUAACAAUUUGGACCGGGAAGAAAUGAAAGAACAGGUCUAUCGUUCGCAAGUUGAUCCUGUUAAAUUAAUUCAAUUGCUUGACUGCCUCGACGACAACGUAGUAAAAAAGAUUGCGCCAGAACUAAUAGGAAAUUGCCCCAAUACCUAUACUUACACUAAAGCCUUGGCCGAGCAGCUGCUAGAAGAACAAUGUGGGAACGUUCCAUUGGCAAUCGUGAGGCCAUCCAUUGUUACCGGAGCACUCAAAGAGCCUAUUCCAGGUUGGGUUGACAAUUAUAACGGGGCAACAGGGACAAUAGCCGCCGUCGGGAAAGGAUUCUUCCGCAUCAUGAAGAUUAACUCAGAACUAGUUAGUGACAUCAUCCCCGUUGAUUACCCAAUCAAUUUAAUGAUUGCUGUAGCCUGGCAUUUAGCCAUUCGUAGACCAAACGAAGUGCCUGUCUAUAGUUGUACCACUGGCCAUCGAAACCCACUCACCUGGGGCGGUUUGAGACGUUUUGCUUUAGAUUCUUGGUUGAAAUAUCCUACCAAAGAUAUGAUGUGGUAUCCCAGCGCUUCUUACACAAUCAACGAUAUCUGGUUCAAAGCCAACCAAGCCCUGUUUCACACUAUCCCAGCCCAUUUGUUUGACAUGUUUUACACCUUGACCGGUAAACGCACUCGUUGGGUUCGAAUGUACGCUAAAGCAGCUCUUGCCUUUUCUUCUUUGGAAUUUUUCACAACACAUCAGUGGCGAUUCCUCAGUAACAAUCCCAUUCGUUUACUGGAAGAGUUAUCAAAUCAAGACAAGAAAACAUUUUAUUUUGACGUCCGCGAAAUUGAUUGGAAAAGUUACUUUGAAACUUACGUACUAGGAACUCGACGUUUCGUCCUUAAAGAUGAUCCCAGCACUCUGCCACUUGCAAAACGCAACCUCAACCGGUUGUACACGAUACGAAUGGUUCUACGUCUCCUGUUUUUCUUUAGUGUCUUUACAGUACUGUUGCGUACUUUUAAGCCAUUUCUACUUCCAGCAAUCUGUCUGCAAACUGCCAUUUUCCUAUUAGCCGAGUUUUUGUCAGUGUAAAUAUCUGUCUUGCAAUUAACCAAAAGCCACAAUUUUUUUUUUACCAACGCUUAAAUUAUUAGCGAAAGACUGGUAGGUAAAUCAGCAGGUUGUUUUACUUUCUAACUUUCUUCGUAGAAGUCUUUUCAUUGAUUUUGUUUUUCUGCAUUUUCAUACUCUAAUUUCCUUAAUUUCGUGUUCACGACUACUCGUUACGUAUUUUAUCUUCAAAUGUCUUUAAUGAUGCUGCCAAACUUGUUACAUAUCUUGUUUUGAUGGCUCGGCUUAGGAUCAGGUAUGGAUGGCUUAACGAAAAAUGGUUCAGGUAAUCUAUUCAAUUAGCUUUUAGGCAACUGUUAUUAAAGUUGUGUUGAAAUCAAAUCUUUAGUGAAAGUAGCCACCUUUAUUUGAAAAACUGGUUUUCCCUCUUCUUCCCAUAAAAACAAAAUCAAAACAAAAUGGAUGAAACUUUUAUCGAAAUGUAAUAAUAUUCUUCUUAGAACGCAAUCGUCCUUAAAGAAUGGCAGUAUAUUAAGAACUACCUUUCAUUUAGGACAUAUUGUUAACAAUAUAUCUGUGUGAAAGUAUAGCAGUGACCAGCCCCAGAAACAAUUGCUCAAAAGAAAAACCCUACCCGAACAACUUUUGUUAGAACAGCUCUUGAAAAACCGAUACUUUUCUUUGUUCCAUUUCCAGUCUGAAACUUGUUUUCUUUAUUCACCGCUUUACUGUCUGUUAAACGUUAAACGUACUAUUCACAAUAAAAAAACAUGAAACAAA
Molecule: messenger RNA, 2397 nt
Organism: Daphnia carinata
Lineage: Eukaryota; Metazoa; Arthropoda; Branchiopoda; Diplostraca; Daphniidae
Product: putative fatty acyl-CoA reductase CG5065
Exons: 8
Coding region: 85-1638 (517 amino acids)
Biological process (GO): long-chain fatty-acyl-CoA metabolic process
Cellular component (GO): peroxisome
Molecular function (GO): alcohol-forming very long-chain fatty acyl-CoA reductase (NADP+) activity
Source: RefSeq, a predicted model, not a curated record